Molecule: messenger RNA, 1238 nt
Organism: Carassius gibelio (silver crucian carp)
Lineage: Eukaryota; Metazoa; Chordata; Actinopteri; Cypriniformes; Cyprinidae
Exons: 7
Coding region: 68-1042 (324 amino acids)
Biological process (GO): response to bacterium
Source: RefSeq, a predicted model, not a curated record
CUAUUAAGGAGGGACAUAAAACCUGUCUGAUGAGUUAUAUGGCACAGCCGCAGCAUGAUAUUUAAUUAUGCCUAGAUUUCCAUUUGUAGCAGUUUGUAGCCACUUCUUCAAAAUGCUUCAUUUUUUCAUCUUAAUUCUUAACAUUUCAAAGGGCAGAUCAAAUAAUGCAGACGUUGUGGCUCAGAAUCAUCUGAAGAUUGUUCAAGCUGGAGACAGUGUUAAUUUCGCCUGUAUUUUUCAAAGAGAUACAAGACCCACCAUUAUUUGGGUCAAACAAAAAGUUGGAGAGAAGCCCCUUCCGAUCGUAAAAACAUUUCAGGGUUUACCUGCCAAAUUUGAGAAUGACUUCGACAAACAUAACCGUUUUUUUACAGCGAAAGAUGACAGCAGUUUUAAUUUGAGCAUCACAAACACAGAAGAAUCAGACACUGCAACAUACUAUUGUGCUCAAUAUUCAUAUGAUUUCAAAUUUGAUAAAGUCAUUUAUCUUAUUGUUAAAGGCAAACAACUGAACAUGCAGUCUGAUCAUCAGACACCUGCCACAGAUCCAGUGCAUCCAGAAGACUCUGCAGUGGCGCUGCAGUGCACCGUCCUCACUCAGAGCUGUGCAGGAGAACACAACGUCUACUGGUUCAGACGUGAAUCUGGAGAAUCUCCUCCAGGAAUUAUAUUCACUCAGGAGCGCAGGAACGCUCAAUGUGAGAGGAGAUCUGAUGUGAACUCUACUGCACACAAAUGUAUCUACAGCCUGCCCAAGAGGAACCUCAGUCUCUCUGAUGCUGGGAUUUACCUCUGCGCUGUGGCCGCAUGUGGAGAGAUACUGUUUGGAGAUGCAAGAAAACCUGAUUUGCCAAGGCUAGAAACACCAUGGAGCAAAAUUGCAGUAGUUUUAGCAUCUUCAAACUGUUUAUCUGUGAUUGUGAUCAUUAUUCUGGGUGCACAGUUACACAAGCACCAGCAGAAAGACAGAAUCACCCACAUUGUGCUGGAUAAAUCAGUGGCUGAUGUCACCACUACUGUCAGUUAUACAGUGAACGGUUGAAAGAAUAAAGAAUUUUAAAAAAUGCUAAUGCUUUUUUAAUGCUAAACAAAUAAAUAAAUCAUCAUCAUCAUCAUCAUCCUAACCCAUCUCUUAGAUUGUUUAAAACUAUUGGAAACAAAUAAAAUAAAAAAUAAGACAAUAAUACAAUAAUGGAAUCCUGACUGGGUGAAUCAGCAUCAAGCCAAAUGUUGUUGAU